Messenger RNA from Moesziomyces antarcticus, 1047 nucleotides. RefSeq names its product riboflavin aldehyde-forming enzyme. The transcript has a single exon. NCBI's taxonomy places the organism in Eukaryota, Fungi, Basidiomycota, Ustilaginomycetes, Ustilaginales, Ustilaginaceae. Bases 1 to 1047 code for a protein of 348 amino acids. The record is from RefSeq and is a predicted model, not a curated record.
AUGACUUUUACUUCACUCAAGCGCGCUGUGGUGCUGGGCGCCGUUGCAGCUGGCCUGCUCGUGCUCUCGUCGGGCGUCACGGUGCAGGUCGCCGCGCUGCCCACGUACAAGAUGCACCGCGCCCAUGUGGUGCAUGCGCGCAACCUCGCCAGGUCCCAGCAUGACCAGCUCGAGGAUCAGGUCCAUGCCCUCGAAGCGGCUCUCCAGCACUAUGUCCAGUACGGUGACCAGCAGAGCCUCGAGAUUUACCUCCACGGGCUGGAUGGUAACAAGAACCAAGGCGAGCAGUGGAAGCCUCAGCAGCAGAACGAAAAGCCCCAGCAGCAGAACGAAAAGCCCAAGGAGCAGCCUCAACAGCCCAAGGAGCAGCCCAAGGAUCAGUCGCAGUGGCCCAAGCCCCAGCAGCAGGCCCAGCAGCAACAGCAACAGCAGCAGGCGGUCCAGCAGCCUCAGCAGCCCGCCCAGCCCCAAGACCAGCAGCAAGACGACUGCGACGAGGGUGCUCCCGCCCCCGAACAGCCCUCGGUGACGCACCACGAAGAGCACCACUCCUCGGACGACUCGUCGGACCACUCCCAGACGCACUCGGAGCACUCGGAGCACUCGGAGCACCACUCUGAGCACCACUCGUCGAGCGACGACGCUAGCACUGGCGCCAUUGACGGUUACACUCCUCCCUCCUUCUCCACCUCUUCCUCGCCCUCGGUCAAGUCUCUGUACACUUCGGCACCCUUUACGGGCCACGCGACGUUCUACGACACGGGCAUGGGCGCAUGCGGGAUUGUCAACGCCGACAAUGACCCCAUCGUCGCCGUGUCGCGCGAUGUGUUCGAGCAGUACAACCCGGCAUCUGGCAAUCCGAACCACAACUCGCUGUGCGGUCGACGCAUCGAAAUCACCUGGAACGGCAAAACCACGCACGCCUUCGCUAUGGACGAAUGCCCCGGUUGCGAACCGACCAGUCUCGACCUCAGCCCGGCGCUCUUCGCAAAGCUAGACGACAAGGAUAAGGGCGUCCUACCCAACAUCCAGUGGCGAUUCAUCUAA